Branchiostoma floridae (Florida lancelet) is the source of this 4037-nucleotide messenger RNA. Its product is annotated as DNA mismatch repair protein Msh2-like. Bases 120 to 2912 code for a protein of 930 amino acids. Gene Ontology annotation, biological process: mismatch repair; mitotic recombination. The transcript has 29 exons. NCBI's taxonomy places the organism in Eukaryota, Metazoa, Chordata, Leptocardii, Amphioxiformes, Branchiostomatidae. Gene Ontology annotation, molecular function: ATP-dependent DNA damage sensor activity; mismatched DNA binding; ATP binding. The record is from RefSeq and is a predicted model, not a curated record. Gene Ontology annotation, cellular component: MutSalpha complex; nucleus.
AUUUAGUCGUUAGAGGACGCUUUCAACCGACCACUCACUAACUGGGUCGUACAGUUAGGCAAAAAGUUAGAAAGGUCAAAGGUCGGUAGCCUUUUCCCGCGAAAAUCAGAGCGUCCAACAUGGCGGUAACACCAAACCAGCAGCUUCAGCUAGACAACGCCCAGGAGCUGGGAUUUCUCAACUUCGUCCGGACGAUGCCCGAGAAACCUGCCACAACUUUCCGAGCUUUUGAUAGAACUGAGUACUACACAGCCCACGGUCCUGAUGCCAUCUUUGCAGCCAAGGAGAUCUUCAAGACCAUGGGGGUUGUCAAGACCAUGGGAACAGGUCCCAACAAGAUGGAGUAUGUGAACCUGAGUAAGAUGAAUUUUGAAUCGUUGGUACGGGAACUCCUGCUGGUCCGCCAGUACAGACUGGAAGUCUACAAGAACAAAGGAACAGCCAAGAACAACGACUGGGAGCUGGACAUCAAGGCCUCCCCAGGAAACCUGACCCAGGUGGAAGACUUCAUCUUCGGCAGCUCGGGUGCUGUGACCUCCUCUGGUGUCCUGGCAGUCAAACUAUCCGGGGAGGGAAACAACAAGGUGGUUGGUGCUGGGUAUGCAGAUGCUACCAUGAGGAAGCUGGGGGUGUGUGAGUUUGUAGACAACGACCAGUUUUCCAACCUGGAGGCCCUGGUUAUCCAGACAGGACCGAAGGAGUGUCUGAUCCCCGCAGGUGAGAACACACCUGACAUGGGCCGCCUCAGGAUGGUGCUGGAGAGGAACGGGCUGCUCAUCACAGAGAGGAGGAAAGCUGAGUACUCAACUAAAGACAAUGUCCAGGACUUGAACCGACUUCUGAAGCCCAAGACCAAAGGAGAGCAGGUCAACUCUGCAGCACUCCCUGAAAUAGAGAAGACAGCAGCGAUGGCAUCUGUAUCUGCACUUAUCAAGUACUUAGAGCUCCUGGGUGAUGAGACCAACUUUGGGCAGUUUAAACUGGAGACCUUUGACCUGAACCAGUACAUGAGGCUGGACGCUGCAGCAGUGCGGGCGCUCAACCUGCUCCCAACCUCACUGGAUGGAGGUAACCGGUUCCAGUCUGUGGCAGGACUACUGACCCACUGUAGGACAUCCCAAGGUCACAGGCUUCUUACUCAGUGGGUCAAACAGCCGCUCAUGGACAAGAACAGGAUCGAGGAGAGAUUGAAUGUUGUAGAAGCACUUGUUGAGGAUGCUGAACUGAGGCAGACAUUGCAGGAAGAACAGCUGCGAAAAGUCCCAGACUUCCACCGCCUGGCCAAGAAGUUCCAGAGGAAGAGGGCCAAUCUUCAGGACUGUUACAGGGUGUACCAGGCCCUGAACAUCAUCCCCCACCUGACCGAGGCCCUGGAGAAACAUGCAGGGUCCCACAGGAGCCUCCUCAUGGAGCUGUUCUCCAAUCCUAUCAAGGAGCUUCUGUACGACUUCAGGAAGUUCCAGGAGAUGGUGGAGACGACCAUGGACAUGGACCGGGUGGACAAGCACGAGUUCGUCAUCAAACCGGACUUCGACGACAACCUCAAGGAGCUUAGAGAGAAAAUGAACAAACUGGAUGAAGACAUCAAAAGUCACCUGAAUGAGGCUGCACGGGAACUGAAGCUGGAACCCAACAAGGUUCUGAAGUUAGAGACAAGCACACAGCUAGGCUACCACUUCAGGGUUACACUCAAGGAGGAGAAGGCUCUCCGUGGCAACAAGAAGUACCGCACCCUGGAGACCAGUAAGAACGGGGUGAAGUUCACGGACAGCGACCUGCAGAGGAUGAACGAGGAGUAUCUGAAGUCCAAGGAGGCGUACGCUGACACACAGAAGGCCGUGGUGGAUGAGAUCCUGGGUAUAGCAGCUGGAUAUGUGGAACCUAUGGGGAGCUUGAGUGAUGUCAUCGCACAGCUGGAUGCAUUAGUCAGUUUUGCUUGUGCUUCAGCGAAUGCUCCAAUCCCAUAUGUCAGACCAAAGCUGACAGAGAAAGGGGAGGGGGGCAUUAAGCUGGUGAAUGCUCGACACCCCUGUCUGGAACUCCAGGAUGAUGUGCAGUUCAUCCCGAAUGAUGCCAGCUUUGACAGAGAUGAACAGAUGUUCCUUAUUGUGACUGGUCCUAACAUGGGAGGGAAGUCAACAUACAUCAGACAGAUCGGAGUGAAUGUGCUGAUGGCCCAGAUUGGUUGUUUUGUGCCGUGCGACUCUGCGGAGGUGUGUAUCGUGGACUGUAUCCUGGCUCGAGUGGGUGCAGGGGACAGCCAGCUGAAGGGUGUGUCCACGUUCAUGUCCGAGAUGCUGGAAACAGCGUCCAUCCUCAGGUCUGCUACAAAGGACUCCCUCAUCAUCAUAGAUGAGCUUGGCAGGGGGACGUCAACCUACGAUGGCUUUGGUCUGGCCUGGGCCAUAUCAGAACACAUAGCCACCAAGAUCGGAGCCUUCUGUCUGUUUGCCACCCAUUUCCACGAGCUGACGGCCCUGGCAGACGUUGUUCCUACGGCAACCAACCUCCAUGUCACCGCCCUUACCACGGGGGGAACUCUCACCUUGCUUUACAAGGUUAAACCAGGGGUUUGUGAUCAGAGUUUUGGUAUCCAUGUGGCUGAACUGGCACACUUCCCAGAGAAAGUCAUUGAGUUUGCCAGACAGAAGGCCCUGGAGCUGGAAGACUACCAGAGUAUCUCCCUGAGUGGGACUGCCAUGGAGGGGACAGAUGCUGUGGCAGCCAAGAAGAGAAGAAUUGCCAAGCAGGAGGGUGAGGCCAUCAUACAGGACUUCCUGUCCAAGGUCAAGGACCUCCCGCUGGCGACCAUGACAGCUGACGAGGCGCAGGCAGCGGUGCAGCAGCUGAAGGAAGAGGUCAUGGCUCGGGACAACCCCUACAUCCACGAUGUCUUGGCGCGAGACUUCUAAUGUGAGAAACAACCCCUUCAUCCACAACGUUUUGGCACUUGUCAUGGCUCAUGAUAACCCCUACAUCCACGACGUUUUGGCACAAGACUUCUGAUGUGGGAAGUCAUGUCGUUAGACAACCCCUAUAUCUAUGAUGUCUUGGUGCAAGAGUUUUGAUGUAAGUAGCCAUGACUUUAGACAACAUCCACAAUGUCUUGACGCGAGACUUCUGACUGAUAAGUCAUGACUUGAGACAACCCUACAUUGAUGAUGUCUUGGUGCAAGACUUUUUAUAUAAGAAGUCACAGCAAUAGACAUGCACAAUGCCUUGCUGUAAGACUUCUGAUAUACCUGACUUGUAUAAACUUUUCUGGAUUUUGAUAAAGGGGUCUGAUGUAGGGGUAGGAAUUAGUGUAGGAAAGUAGUAAUACUACAUGUGUCAUAUCUUUUUACUAGAAAGGUAGAGUGAUACUUGUUAGUAGAGGAAUAAAGGUUUAUGAAAAAUGUUUCAAGGUCUCUUUCCAUGAGGAACAUGUAGGCUCUGUUGUUGAAUUUGGUAUAAGGCAUACUUUUGUAACCUAGUGUAUCAUUGUGAUUAUGACAGACAGAGAAGUCAGUAGAGAAAUGUGAAACUUUAAUGGUCUUCAAAGAAGCUGCAUAAGUGUGCAACAUUCCAUGUUGGAUAGCCGACAUUUAUAAACUGUAGUGUAGGGACAUGAAGCAGACAGCCAGGCAGGUUAGAACAGCUCUGAAAAUUACCUUUUGUCUUGUGUCUCUGAGUUAAUGACACUUUCUAGCAGUCUAUAUAUACCGGUAGAUCACAAAAUGAUACAAAACCAUAAUGCCAGAGUGUAUAUUACACAAUCCAAAACUUACUGGGAUAAGUUUUGUAGUUUGGAUCAGUUGCUUGAGCCAAUUUUGCAUUGUCUACUUUAUUAUCUGGAUGUCUAACAGUGUAUAAAAGUGCAUGUUAUACAACAGUAGAGCACAGCCCAUCCCAGUUUAGUGUCAUGGCCAUAGCUUCUGAUACUACCAAGUCUGUGAUCUGUAUAAGACUUGCUGUGUUGAUGACUUUACAAUAAACAUGUCCCUCCAUGCCUGCAAUGUACAUGCAGCAAAUGCUUCAAUAAAAGUACUUUGGCACUA